Molecule: messenger RNA, 2801 nt
Organism: Orbicella faveolata
Lineage: Eukaryota; Metazoa; Cnidaria; Anthozoa; Scleractinia; Merulinidae
Source: RefSeq, a predicted model, not a curated record
UGGGUUCCGGAUAUAAAAUAGUAUGAAUUUUACGAGUGGCGUAUUUUCCAAUAAAACUAACUCUUUCCUUUUGAAACAAAAUCAGUAAUAAUUUGAAGGAAGAUAACCCCUCGAUUCUGACUAACAGACCGUGUUCACACUGAGUGAUAGCAAAACAGUGAACUCUACAAAAUUAAUCUGUAACCCGAGGCGGUGAAAGGCGACUUCAAACGAAGGUUACGAAGUUGUGGCAGCUUUUCAUCAGGCAAGGAAAACUAUUCACUGAAAACAGUCAUCCUCAUCACAAUCAAAAUACACAUUGUUUGUUUUUCCAACGUUAGCUCAUGAUAAUUUUGAUGACUUGUUAUUCUCCAAUCCCGUUGUAAUAAAAAGUCUGAUUACGCUGAUCUUUUAACUCUUGUCAACAAAUGUGGCCGAAAAAAAGGCUUUCGCUUUCUGAACUGAGUAUACUCGAAUGUAAAUAUAUAAAUCAUAAAACGAUAAAGAACUGGAUUUAUCUUUGGCAAAACCAAAAAUUUACUCAAUCUGUUGGUUCAACCAUUUGGCAACCCCGCCUCCCAUUCAAACCAGGAAAUAAACGUUUAUCUUUAAUAGAGGUUGUUAUUGUCUCUGCAACAGAUUUAAGACAAGAAAUUAAACAAAAAAGAACUGACGAGAAAAUGAAGCAGUCAUUCUGUUUGAUCAUAGGCGUUGUUUUCUUGUUUGGAGCUGCUGUCGUGCAAGGUCAACUUGCAACCUUGCGAAAUAUAAACUGCAGUGACGCCUCAUCAAUCAGUUUUGUGAUCUACAUACCUGAUAUUGAUGAAUGGGAAGGUUCCACUGACGAACGUUCUUGGAGUUUAAACGAUACACCAGAUGAAGCAUGUGAGCCGACAUUUGAUCAAAGCAAUCGCGUGGUAUCGUACUCCAAUAUUAACGCUUCAGUCUGUGUUUCCGGCGGCCCGUCUGUAACUCCCGACAGUAGCAAAUUUGAAUACAAAUUUGAAAUUUCCGUUGAUGCAAUAGCUGGCUCCACCAUCAAUCCUGUAACGUUCGCUUAUGACCACGACUACGUCGUCAAGUGCUUUUACAACAGGGAACAGGAAGACAUAAUGGCGUCUUUUGAACCCCUUCAUUCAUUAACAGACAGUGGCUCAGAUAUUGCGGAUUUUUCAAUUACGCUCACCGUUCACCUCGUCAGUGAUGAUUCUCAAGUUACUUCCGUCAUUGACCUGAGUACUGAAGUAUACGGCAAGGUAAUGAUUACUGAUGUACCGGAAAAUCUGGAUGUUCAUUUGCGAAAGGUCGUUGCGGACCUUGAUAAUGCUCCUGGAGGUCCUUCAGAAUAUGAAUUGAUCAAGGACGGCUGUGCAGUUUCGCCGGUUGUUACCUCCACCACCUGCGACACCGACUCAGAGGACAGAUUUAGGUUUGAUAUUUUCCGAUACCCUGAUCAAAAUACUGGUGAUUAUGUUUACCUCAGGGCUGCGGUCAUUGUUUGCCUAUCAUCUAAUAGUGCCUCCGUCUGCCAAACUGAAUGCACUGCCUGCAGUUCAGGACGAAAGAGACGUGAAACUCUUGAGCAAAUCCAGCGAACAGAAUUCUACGUGACAGCAGGUCCAUUCGAAAUCCGAAAACCCGAUCAAGAAUCAGACCCUGCGGCUGGCAAGGAUGAGGGGACACCUUUGCCUUCCUAUGUGAUCGCCGUUGUGGCUGUCUGCGCUCUCUUGGCCGUCGCUAUCGUGAGUGCCGUCGUGCUUAUUGUGUUUCGCCGAAGCCGUCAAAACGUAGCAACUGUUGAACUGAAGAAUGAAGAUUCAGUGACCGCCUAAUCAUCGCUGGCUACAAGUUCGGAGCAGAAACAGCUGAACUCACCAUAAAACAUAAAAUGAACUGCACAAGUGAAAUACACUCUAAAAAGGGGGAACUAGUCCUCUUAAAAUCUUUUAUGGCACUUAAUUAAUCAGCAAAGACGCCGUGUAUGGCUCAGGUUUUCGGUUUGAAAAGUAGCUAGUAACAGCGAAGUCUUUGACCAGAAGCACAACGAGAGCUAUGACCAGAGGAGAGAAAUAUCUUCCAAGUGUUUUCACUGCUUCAUAAAGUCGUUUCAAUGAGAUUUUCAAGCAGACUAAUUAUUAGAAAAGAACGUGGUGAUUGAAACUAAACUUCUCGCACGAAAUAGUUUUCAGACGAUAUAAAAGACAGUUACGAGACUAUUUAGGACAAUAUCUUGUCUUACAGAAGCUUUCGGAUAAUUUGAGCAACAUGUAAAGGAAUACCUAUAUUUCCUUGUCGUUAGUCAGGUGUAUCUUUCGUUUCUUGGACUCCCAUAUGAAAUGGACCGGGAAGAUUGUCAGAUAUUUUAAAAGCAAACCUAAAAGCAUCAAAAUCGCGUUGUAGAGAUGUCAAUUCUUUCUGACGGGUCUUUCUUGCCAUGUUUUUCAAAGUUUGAUUCAAAAUACUGGAAUAACUUUAACUGUGGUCAUUUUGGUGGUGAUGUAAACACAAGAAGCGGUAUUAAACGGACGACUUUUAACUCCAAUUUAAAAGUCCGAUGAUCUCCUAUGUCACUUGUACAUGUGAGUAACACGUGGGAUUAUUGCAGGCAUAUGUAAAACAUUUAUGUUUCCAAGUAAUUAAAGACACUUCCAUUUAAUCUCUUUAUUAGAUACAGGCAAGUUUUUGCUCCAAAAGCUCAGACCAAGACCUUAUGUCUCAUUAGGUCUGAUUAUUUGCUUAGGUCUGUUUAUUUACUCGACACUUGCUGUAAGCUCCACAAUGCACGAAAAUAAAAUUGUCGUGUCUUCGCAUGAGAUGCUAAA